UCGAAAGGGGGAAUGAGUGAGCGUGUCAGCUGUCCGACAUUAAAUUAUUUCCGGAGCUAGGCGUUUGAAGACCCUGAACAGUUGUAGACCGGAAUAGAUAUUACAGGUUUUGCUCGUAAAGAUUGCUCUUUCGCGGUGGAAUUGCAGUUGCAGCAACAUCGUUGGAGUGGAGUGUGCUGGACUGUCACACGUAUAGUGGGUGCGAGCUCAUUUCGGUGAUUCAAACCUCAGGCGUCGAGCGGCGUUCCGGGACCCGGGAGCGCAGAGGCACUUGAAUAAAACAGGCCAUCCGCCACAACAUUGGUCAUUGAUGUUGGCCCUCCGUUGUCGUUGAGCGCGCGGGCUCCUUCACUCCGUCCUUGCCUCCCUCCCUCCGAGGAUGCAUGAUUGCGGUAGCUCUCGAACUGUCCAGUGGAGUGAUGGUUGAGUCGAUUUAUGAUGCCUUCGAAGCCUCUCGUUGCCAGGAUCAGGCUCGAUUGACUAGAAUCUGGAGCAGGAAUUGGAGUGCUCGGUGCAGGGGCUGAAGCUUGGAUGCUCGUGUUGUGCCCUUCUGUUCUUCCAGGAAUAUCACACCGGUGUCUUUCAGCUGACCAGAGGACGGAUUCCUGACUGUACUCUACUGUAAGUUGUUUCCCUCUGAGGACGAGGAGCGGCAACAGUGCGCGCUACUGUUUGCAUGCGAUCUGGAGGAAUCACUGGAUCAAUUAGUGGCGGAGCUAGGAGGAAAUGUAUAUCUGUAGCCCGGGUUUCAGGAGCUGGCAUCUUCGGGUGGCACCUGGUCGAUUUUGUCUUACCAUUUUGAACGACGUCGUCGGCCAGAGAGAUUUUCCAGAUUGCUUCUCUAGCCCCUGACGACAGAGUGCCUGCGCCCACCGCUGUACAUAGACCGGCAAUCUUCGCGGGAUGCGGAAUCAUAUCAAAAAAUUAUCCAGCUGCGAAGCAAAAAGGCGGUGAUAAAUCAGCGCAGGCCGAAGUUUGAUCCAACAGGGCACACUUCUUCAAAAACAAUCAGAUAGAAUUUCUACAAGAAAAGGCAAAGCGGAAUCGAGGCCGGAGAUGCGAGUGAAGGUUGUGUACCGAAUGCAAACCUGUCAAAGCGCCUGCAAUUGCAGUUCUGAACGACGAUGUUAGCGUAGAAUGUACAACAACUGAGCGACCCGGGUUUCCACGUCGAUUUGUGAAAGGGCCUCUUUAGCGUCGAGGGCAGCAUUUUCCGCAGACCCAAGUAGAAUUGAAUCAUCAGAAAAAUUUAUUUUAGACGGGAAAAGCUGGUAGUGUGGAAAUUUGCGGAGGUCCACGAGCUCGCACAUCUUUCCUGCUGGAUUCCAGAGUAAACAAGAAAUCUUUCGCAGGUGUUAUCGAUCUCAUGUUCCCAACCAGACCAAAUUAGCGUCCACGGCAAGAGCACUCCAGAAUUUGACAUACUUCUCGGUGCCUGUGGUGAGGAAAAAUGUUCGUAGUAACAGAUAAAGCGAGCGCCAUUGCGCUGAUGAUCGUUUCGCUGUGGUGCCUCGGAUCGUGGCCGGCCUUCUUCAAUGUUCUGGAGCGCCGAGGCCGCCUUCCACAGCACACUUAUUUGGACUAUGCCAUCAGCACGUACUUGAUCGCGUGUUUUUUCGCCUUAACUCUUGGCCAGGCAGGGCCCAGCUCGCAAUCGUCCCCGAAUUUCAUCGACCAGUUGGGCCAGGAGAAUUUACCUUCAGUUUUGUUUGCCAUGCUUGGAGGCAUGGCUUUGUGCUUUGGAAAUAUAAGUAUGCAAUACUCUCUCGCUCUUGUGGGCAUUUCUUUGACGGAGGUUGUUUCGGCAAGUAUUGCUGUGGUCGGAGGAACUACCGUCAACUACUUUCUUGACGAAGGUUUGAACAAAGCGUCGAUAUUGUUCCCUGGUGUUGGCUGCUUUCUUGUGGCCGUGAUUAUUGGGUCAUUCUGCCAUGCCUCUAACGAUGCCGAUACGAAGGCCAAGUUUGUUCUUCCCUCCGAUGCGGGUCCUGCUUACAAAGCUCUUGCUGAAGAUGCACCAGAGAAUAGACAAAGCGAUAGGUCUUCAAGAAGAAGCGGAGAGGUAUUGUUGCGGGGCAAGUCGCUUCUCGAGCAAUGGAGUGUAGGCAAGGGUGAUAUGGAGACAGGUGCACCCCAGACGUAUGAGCAUGUGUCAGGCAAAGCUCCUCAGCUGUAUGAGCAUGUAUCUGAUAAAGCUCCUCAACUGCAUUAUUUGGACGAGUCUUCGUCAGCGGCUGGAAGCGCAGCAUAUCUUGAGCACCUCGAGGAGACAAGAGCUAUUAAGGUGCGAGGACACAGCGUCAUGUUUGGCCUGGGUAUAGCAUUUUUAACGGGCUUAUGUUAUGCCUUAUUUUCCCCGCUGUUCAACUUAGCAGUGAAUGACCAAUUUCACCUACUCAAGCCAGGAGUGCCACACCUUUCGGUUUAUGCAACGUUUUUUUACUUCUCGACGGCAUUUUUCAUAGUGGCGGUAUCUCUCAAUAUCUUCUUCUUGUAUAAUCCCGUGAUGGGUUUGCCGAAGUCCUCGCUAUCUGCUUAUGUGGUGGACUUCAAAGGUCGACACCUAGCUGUCAUUGCAGGGCUCGUCUGUGGCUUCGGAAAUGUUUGUCAGUUCAUGGGUGGUCAAGCAGCAGGAUAUGCAGCGGCAGAUGCUGUCCAGGCAUUGCCUCUGGUCGGCACAUUGUGGGGUGUACUUCUUUUUGGGGAAUACCACCGCUCCUCUCGGAAGACAUAUAUGCUGCUGGGAGCUAUGCUUUUUAUGUUCAUGUUGGCAGUAGUGAUUCUCAUUGCAUCUUCGACAGAAAGAUGUUGAUAUCACAAGCGCUCGCGCAUCAAAGGCCAGGAAUCCGCUGAAGCGGCUCCAUUCUCUUGAAUUCUUUCACCCCGUUCUCUCCUGUCGAGACUCGAGAGGUGUAUGGUGCAUGUAGAUUACCGCUAUUUCUCUUACGUCAUUUUUUUGUGCUUCUGAAUUUAGAAGCACACACUUAUUUAAGGAUUUGCAUUUAUGCUAUCUUAGAUAGCCAAACGUCAUAUCUCAUUGACGUGUGAAAGAUAAGAAAUCAGUUUCCUUGUGGAAUUCCCAUUCGCCCUUCCAAGAUUGAGCUGGGCGUGCAGGGUGUCUAUCCAACGAAAGGCACGGCAUCCACUUCACUGCCUUGGAGAUAAUGCAGAAGAAUCCCUGCUCGCGCUGCUCGACAAUCGUAGCUGGGUCCACUCUAUAGGUACACAUCGAAGACAGUGCUUAUUAUAACAUUAUACCAAUUGAUGCGGGAAUUCGCAAAAGCACGUCAGUCCUGACAACAUGCAGAAUAUUUUGUGAACAGGAAAGUCUUUGAACAGCCUCCCAUGUACUUACAAGAAACACCGAUACUGUUAGCUGUACAGCCCAUGAACUUAGAGUAGAAAGCAAGUUGAGAAGAAGUGUAUAGAGGAAGAGGCCUGUAACGUUAAGGGUGAUUAGCAAUUUACGUACUGAAACCUACGUUCAAUUUUGUGCAAUAAUCUUGUUCUGCUGAUUCUAAGAAGAAGAAGUCAGUCAAUUACUGCGCAUGAAAAUACAACGUGU
This is a messenger RNA of Marchantia polymorpha subsp. ruderalis, 3565 nucleotides long. Lineage: Eukaryota; Viridiplantae; Streptophyta; Marchantiopsida; Marchantiales; Marchantiaceae. The record is from the annotation of a GenBank genome assembly.